UUAUUUUUAUUCGGAUUUAGUCGUGUUAAAACAUCACCAUGAUUACCAUAAUUAUAGUAUUGAUUGUCAUCGUUACACUUUAUCUUUAUAACACAAGAACUUUUAACUAACUAUUGGAAAAAACUAGGCAUAAAAUAUGAGAAGCCUACAAUAUUUUUCGGGACCAUGGGCCCGACAUUUCUAAAACGAAAAAAUGCCAUCUAAGGUUUCAUGGAGCUAUACAAAAAGUAUCCAGAAGAGAAAGUCGUUGGAUAUUUCAGAACUAGUAACCCAGGCUUACUGAUCAGGGAUCCGGAGCUAGUUAAACGUAUUCUAAUGACUGAUUUUGUACAUUUCUAUGAGCGCGGAAUCCAUCCUAAUAAAAUGGGUAUCGAGCCGAUCCUAAGCAAUUUGUUUUUCGCCGAAGGAGAAUAUUUGUGGCGUUUGUUAAGGCACCGCAUGACCCCUGCGUUCACGAGCGGCAAGUUGAAGGCGAUGUUCCCGCUGAUAGUGGAGCGCGCAGAGCAGCUGCAGGCGCGGGCGCUGGACGCCGCUCGCAAAGGCAAAGCCAUCGACGCGCGCGACCUCAUGGCGCGCUACACCACCGACUUCAUCGGCGCCUGCGGCUUUGGCCUUGAUGCCGGCUCCCUCAACGAAGAAGAAUCCGCUUUCAGGAAACUAGGUGCUGACAUUUUCAAAUUCGACCUCCGUCAAGUGGUCGUUAAUGUACUAAAAGAUAAUUUUCCGCGUUUAACUCGACAACUCAAGUUUUUGGGUCAUCUAGAGAACCAAAUAGUUACAGUAGUAAAUGAUAUCCAGAAACAAAGGAAUUACCAGCCUUCAAAUAGAAAUGAUUUUAUUGACCUGUUAUUAGAAUGUAAGAAGAAAGGCAUAAUCAAGGUAGAGUCAUUAGAGAAAGUGAAACCUGAUGGUAGCCCGGACUACGCGACUUUGGAGUUGGAUGACUUGCUGAUUGCAGCUCAGGUGUUUGUGUUCUUUGCCGCUGGCUUCGAGACGUCCUCGUCGGCUACUAGCUACACCUUACAUCAGCUUGCAUACUAUCCUGAAGUCCAAAGAAAAGUCCAAGCAGAAAUAGACGAGGUGUUAAGCAAACAUGAUAACAAGUUAUCGUAUGAAGCUGUGAAAGAUAUGACUUACCUUGAAUGGACUUUCAAAGAGGGUAUGCGAAAAUUUCCAUCACUGGGAUUCUUGUCACGAAGAUGUAGUAGGAAGUAUACCAUUCCUGAUCUAAACAUGACUAUAGAUGAAGGUGUAAUGAUUGCAAUCCCCUUGCAAGCUUUGCAAACUGACCCUCAGUACUUCGAUAAUCCGACUGAGUUCAGACCUGAAAGAUUUGACCCUAAAAAUAAAUUGGUGAAGAAGUUCACAUAUUUACCGUUUGGUGAUGGACCACGAGCCUGUAUUGGUUUCAUGCAGUCUCUGGCCGGUAUGGCGGCCAUCUUGUCCCGGUUCAGCGUGGAGCCGGCGCCCGAGUCGCACCCCGUGGAGCCCAAGUUUGACGUCGUGCAGAGCAUCAUCGAUGGAAUACCGCUCCGAUUCGUAGAAAGGAAGAAAGUAAAUUAAAUCAUAACAUAAGUAUUACAAAAAUUGUAUGAUUUUAA
Molecule: messenger RNA, 1601 nt
Organism: Ostrinia nubilalis (European corn borer)
Lineage: Eukaryota; Metazoa; Arthropoda; Insecta; Lepidoptera; Crambidae
Product: cytochrome P450 6B6-like
Exons: 2
Coding region: 211-1563 (450 amino acids)
Molecular function (GO): iron ion binding; heme binding; oxidoreductase activity, acting on paired donors, with incorporation or reduction of molecular oxygen
Source: RefSeq, a predicted model, not a curated record